AUGACGACCAUUCACCACAAGCAGAUGCUUCAGGAGCACGUGUCCAUGGAGUUCUCCAGCUCUACCACCCACGUGCAGACCUUCUCCUAGACAACCAAGAUCGUGGGAGAGGAAGUGAUGAGGAGGAAGUUCUCCAGCUCCACAGAGUUCUUCAGUUCAAACAUCUCUGCUGGUGAAAACGUCCCGGAGUUGGUGGAGAAGCCUCAGCCGGUUGCCUCACCCAUGGGGGAUGAAGCCAUGUUCUGAGUCCAGGCACAGGGGAACCCCAAACCCAACAUCUCCUGGGAGAGAGAGAACGGCAUGCCCAUCAAGGGGUCUGCCAAGAUCUUCUAUGACAGUGUGAACAAGGAGCACGUGUUGAAGCUAGAGUCACUGACCUUGGACGACUCUGACAACUACAAGUACAUUGCAAGCAAUGACCAUGCAGACUCCAUCUACACCGUAUCCUUGCUGGUGACUGAGGGUCAAGAAAAAUUGGAUUUCAAAAAGAUGUUGAAGAAGAGUGGACCCCCUGCUUCCAAGAAGAGGCAGAAGAAUGUGACAGAUGAGAAAGAGAUGCUGAAGAUUUUUUCCAAGGUGCCCAAGAAGGACUUUGAGGUCUGCAUGGAGUAUGGUUUCACUGACUUCUGGGGGCUGCUGAAGAAGCUCAAAGGGAUGAAGAAAGUGGAGGUGGAGGCCAUCUGAAUUCUGAAACCCCUGGAAGACAUAACAGCCAAGGUGGACACCACGGUGGUCUCUGACUGCAUCAUGGAGCCGAAGGACCCCAAUGUCAAAAUGCUGUGGGUCAAGGAUAAUGAGCCGCUGAGGAUCCGGUACUUCCUGGGGAAGUAUGAUGUGAAGCAGAUGGGCACCGUGUACAUGCUGCCCAUUACCAACGUGAACAUGAGUGAUGCAGGCUCCUACAGCUUGGCCGUGGGCAACAGGCAGAUGAAUGCAGAGCUCACGGUGCCGGGAAUGAAUGAGCCUCUGGGAAAGAUGAAGCCGGUGAAGGUGACAGAGUGCCAGACAGCUGUGUUUGAGAUCUGCCUCUCUAAGAAAGUGCCCGACUUUGUGUGGAAGUUCAAUGGAAAGGAGCUGAAGAGGGAUGAAAAGUAUGAAAUCACAGUGUCUUAGGAUGGUCUGACCCACACGCUUAAGAUUCAGGAUGCCAGACUCAGUGAUGGUGGCAAGUUCUCUGCCAAGGCAGGAGAUCUGCUUCAGAAGACCCAGCCCACUACUGACCAUGAGGGCAUCCCUGUAAAAUUUGCGAGCACCCUCAAGAAUGUGUAUGUGAAAGAGAGGAGCCGUGCCUGCCUUGAGUGUGAGCUGACAUCCAAGGAUAUGACCUUGUACUGGAAGAAGGAUGGGCAGCUGCUGGUGCGAAGCUCCAAGUACAGCAUGAACCAUGAGGGCAAGAGAGCAGAGCUGUUCAUUGAGGACGCACAGCUCACUGACAGUGGCAAGGACACUGUGGUAGCCAUGCAGGAUGGGGACCUCACUGAAUACUACUGCACUGCUAUGGUCACCAUGGAAGAGUGACUGGCCACUGUCAAGAGCACAAUAUCCGACGUGAACGCGGCCACCGGGAGCCCAGCUGAGCUGUUCCUAGUCGAUGAGAAGGUGGAGGGCUUGCGACUGGAGGAUAGCAAAGAGGUCCAAGAUCCUGGCGUGCGGGUCCUGAAGCAGGGUGCGGUUCACAAGUUCAGCUUCCUCAGUAUGGGGCCCGACCUCGAGGGCAAGUACUUCAGGGCCAAGGGUGCAGAGAGGGAAGCCUCGGUGUUUAUUGCGGAUCCGCCAAACAUCUGGUCCGUCCUGGAGGCACUGGCCGCGCACCCGGUGACCGUGAGGGUGAGCCACACCGCAAACAUCAAGGUGCCCUUCCGGGAAAAGCCGCUGCCCAGAGAGACGUGGUACAAGGAAGGCACGAAAAUGACAGAGGAACGCGCGUCAGUGGAGCGUGGCGACGACCAGGCGCUGCUCGCCAUUUCAAAGUGCCUGCGACAAAGACGAAAUAAGUGUGGGGGUGGACGAGUUGUCUAUGUCACCUGGGACACCCCAGGCCUGGUGCAAGACCUGCACAUGUCUGAUUCCUCCAACACCAGCAUCUCCCUGGCCUGGCGAGAGCCUGCAGGGGGAGACCCACCCUCUGGCUACAUCCUUGAGAUGCGGGCUGAAGAUACCAUGGAGUGGUCCAAGGCCACAGAGAUCCCCACAGGCACCUGCUACACAGCGGGCGGCCUCACUGAGGGGCAGAAGUACUUCUUCCGAACUGGGGUGAACGAGGCUGUGGUUGGGGAGGCAGUAAAGCUGGACGAGAGGGCCUGUGCCAUGCCACCACCAGCUGCUCCCAAGUUUGACCUGAGUGCCUGGUUGAAGAGUCACAUGGUGGUUUGCGCUGGGACAGCCCUCUGCAUCCACGCCUCCUUCUCUGGCUCCCCACCACCCAACGUGAUCUGGCUGAAAGAAGGCAUCCCUACCAAGGGCCGGGAAAUUAUCACCAAGAGCAAAAACCGCUCCCAGUUCCUCACCAACAGCACGAAGUGUUCUGACUCAGGGGUGUACCGCAUUGAGCUCCAGAAUGUGUCUGGAGAGGUGUAUCACGACUUCCACAUGCGUGUGACAGAUUUUCGGCGGCCACCCACAAACCUACAGCUGUUUGAGGAGGUCAUCAACACGGUGACUCUGACCUGGAACCACAGCUCCGACCUGCAGGAGGGCGGCGAGGCCCACUACGCCAUAGUGGAGCGGGAUGCCAGCACAGCCACCUGGUUCACGACGGUCGACAGCGUCUUCAGCAACAAGUACACGGUGAGACUCGCUCCCCGCAGGAAGUACUUUUUCCGAGUGCUGGCCCAGAACGAAGCGGUGACUCCAAUGAUACCUGCCUGGCUCGUCAACAACAAGGACAAGAUCGAGGAUCUGAGCGCCAAGCUGAAGCCGUACCAGCAGAAGGACUGGCGCCACGUGCCGCGCUUCCUGACCCCGCUCAAGCCGCACACGGUGCUGCGUGGCCAGGAUUGCACCGUGACCCGCGCCUUCCUGGGGAACCCGCAGCCCACCGUCACCCUCUGCAAGGGCCAGAUCCAGGAGUUUGGAGGUUCCCUUGUCCCUAGGGUCAUUCACACUGACAUUCUUUGCUCUUUCAAAGAUGACAAGUCAAUUCUAGCAUCUGUCACUGAGAGUCUGCAGAAGAAAUUAAAGCACCUUAAGUGAGCUCCAGCCCAGCCCAGGCAUCAGGAGGAUGUUGUGAUGUGGGGCUUCUUGGCCUGUCCUCUGUGUGGUCCCGGUGAGGAAGGCCCUGUAUGGUCUGUGGUGUUUGUCAACAUAAACAUUCACUGAAGGGAUGGGACAAUACACUGAGUGUGCCUUUGCGUAUAUUCCUGACAUGGUGUGCACCAGGGACCAAGGAAAUGGGACUUGGGAGUGAGAUGGGCAUACUCAGAAGACCAACCCCUGAGAGCCUGCUCUAAACCCACCCACAUGGGGAGUGACCAGUCCCCUUUUGGCUGGGCCUUGCCCUGCCUUCCCCUCCUCCACAACUGCACUGUACCUUGCCCUCCCCUCAGGGCUUAGCAGGGAAGUUUUCAACUUCCUCCCCAGCCUGCUAAGCCUACAAGUAGGUAUGUCUUCAGUUCUGGGAUUUAAAUGGAUCAAGACCUUGCCUCUUUAGUGUCCAGGGUUCCUACUAUCUGGGCAUCCCAUGUGGCUGAGUGGUGAAGAAUUCACUUGCCAAUGCAGGAGAUACAGGUUCGAUCCCUGGGUCAAGGAGAUCCACUGGAGAAGGAAAUGGCAACCCACUCCAGUAUUCUUACCUGAAAAUCCCAUGGACAGCGGAGCAUUGUGUGCUACAGCCCAGGGGCUUGCAAAGAGUUGGACACAAGUAAGUGACUGAGCACACACUCAUGCUUACUCAUACUCUUUGAGAAUUAAGAGAAUCUGAGAGCUAGAAGGGACUGGUCAUCCACCUCACUAUGUUCGACAGCAGCAAACUCUUCCUUAAAAAAUUUUAAGCUACUGGACCUGAAACAAGGAUGGGGGUCUUUGAACCUCCCUCCUCUACUUUAUUCUUUUGCUAGUUCCCACCAGCAGGGCUUCCCUGGUGGUUCAGCUGGUAAAGAAUUGGUCUGCAAUGUGGGAGAACCUGAGUUUGGUCCCUGGGUUGGGAAGAUCCCCUGGAGAAGAAAAAGGCUACCCACUCCAGCAUUCUGGCCUGGAGAAUUCCAUGGACUGUAUAGUCCAUGGGGUUGCAAAGAGUCCGAUGCGACUGAGUGACUUUCACUUUCAGCUCCCAACACUAAUCUCUGUACAGAUGCUAGUUUGAAAAUUACUGAUUCAUCCAACACCCAUACGGAGCUUGAGUCUAUCACAUCCCCACAACUGUACAACCCCUCUACUGAUGGGAGUAUUCAUUACCAUCCAUGACUUCCCUUUUUACUCUGGGUCAGGGAGCUGCUCAUUAAGAUGAAAAUGCCCCUGGAGUCAGGUGACAAGUUAUUCUGCCAGGGCUUCACAUCUAAA
This is a messenger RNA of Dama dama (fallow deer), 4497 nucleotides long. RefSeq names its product immunoglobulin superfamily member 22 (gene IGSF22). The record is from RefSeq and is a predicted model, not a curated record. NCBI's taxonomy places the organism in Eukaryota, Metazoa, Chordata, Mammalia, Artiodactyla, Cervidae. Gene Ontology annotation, molecular function: protein binding.